AUGAUAAAUUAAGAUUUACAGUAGGGUUUGCAUUCAGAUUUCCAAAAUGGAUCAGCAGUUUAAGAUUAGUCCAAAUAGAAUUAAGGAAGCUGUUAGUAAAAAUAACUAAAGAAGUCAAGUGAAGGUAGCGUUCAUACUAUAAAUUCUAUUUCUACUAGCAAUAAAAUUGCAUAUGAUAACUCUAUUGAUGAAUUCAGUCGCUAAUAAAUUCCAUCUGAAAACGACAUGUCUAAGGGUUUGAUUAAAUAAAAUAAUUAAAAUUUAAAUAAACACUUAAAGGCUAUACCAGAAAUGUCUCCUUUCAAGUCAUUGGCUGAUAAGAAUAUGCCCGUAUAGUCUUAAUAGCCAAGAAAAUUUUAGUAUGCCAAAAUAAAUAAUAAUUCUAUUUGUAUAGAAAAGCUAGAAUUUAAAAUUAACUAACCUAAAAAGGAUUAACUUGGUUAGUAAAGCAAAGGUGUUUUAGCUAAUUAAAUUUUUUUAAAUUAAAAUGUAGCUUUCUCUCACAGUACUGAAAAUUAUUCAUAGCUAAAGUAACUUGAUAAAUUUUCUCCCUAAAAUAGAUUAAACUUCUACAAUACAUCUUAAAGAAGGUAAACUGCAUAGGAAUUCAUUAAAGCUCAAGGUUAACGCGCAACAAUAAGCGAAUCUCCUAAAAAGAGCUUCAGGUAUUCUAAAAUAUUUAAUAGCUAGCCAUACACAAAAGACAACUCUAACAAUACUUCUUAGCCUUAAUUAAAUAACAAUAAUUCACUAGCUAGCUUGAACAAUAACAGAAGCAAUAUCUAGUAUAAUACAACAAACAGGAAUGGAAGUCUUGAGUCAGAAAACUUAAAAAACAAGGAGUGCGUUUAUAUAGUUAGAUAGAGAUAAAUUUCAGAAUAAAAAGAUAACUCAAGUAUCCAAAGCGUUGCUUAAAAAGUUAUUGAAAUAACGAAAAAUUAACAGGAAUAUUUGUAGAAUAUGCAAAAAUAAUAUAGCUCCAAUUAGAGUAUUAAUUUUAAUUAAUCUUAUUUGCAAUUUCCUACUAUAUAAUAAUAAUAAUAAUAAUAAUAAUAACAACAAUAUCUUCUUCAAGGCUAAUAGUAGUAGGGAUAGCUUUUCAUUAACUCAAAUACACCUAAAAAAUAGAUUUUUAUUUAAAAUUAACAAGUUUAAUAAAUUCCAAAUUUAACUCCUUAACAAUAAAAUUUUUCUUAUCAGCCUACUAGAAACUUAUCAUUUCAAUCAAUAUUUGUUCCUUAAUAAUAAAAUUUCACAAAUCUUAUGUUGUAAUAAUAAUAAUAAUAAUAAUAGCUAAAUUAAUUUCAUUUAAUCAAUAAUUAAAAUUUGUUUUAGGCUUUAAAUGUUAAUAGAAGCUAUUCAUAAGUUGGAUAAGAACAACCUCAGCGCUCUUUUUCAACUGGUUAAAAUCCUUAUUUUAUAUAGCAAAGAAGAAUUUUUACUGAAAAUUCUCAAAGAGAUUUUUCUCCUCAAUUUAGUGGUAAAGCAAAUAGUUUAAAACUAACCUAAGGAAAGACUUAGCAAUUUGAAGCAAUUAACAAAAAGUAAAUACAAAAACAGCUCUCAACUUCCAAUGAAUGCAUAAAUUAAUAAGAGAAUUCCAAUUAAAAAUAAAUUCUUUUGCUUAAUUAAGAAAUUCAAAAUAAAAAUGAUCUAAAUUAAAUGCAUAGACAGACUAUAGGUAGUUCUAUUAGAAGUAGUGUUAAAACAUAAGAUAUUUCAAAGUAAGCCGAAUAAUUUUAAAAUUUUUCUUAAGGCUAGACUCCUGUUAUGAAUGAUGAGAAUAAGAACAGAGAUACAGUUUCGUCUUUGAAUUCAUUUGGUAAUCCUACAAAAUUUACAGUUAUUGGAUAAGGUAUUGGAGCAAGGUUUUCUUUUUGUAAAAAUCAAGGAUCUCAGCAAGAUAUUCAAAGUAGUUAACUUCAAGAAUAAAAUAUUUUGAAAGAAAAAAAUUAAGAUAAAAAAUCUGAGCCUACUAAUUUAAAAAAAUAAAAUGCAUUUUAAAAUGAAAAUAAAAGUAACGUUCCAUAACAAAAAGGAAAUUUAAAAGAAAAUGAAGAAAUAAAUUUGACUAAUUAGAUAACUGAGAAAUCUACAGCAGCUGGAUUAACUACAAUAUAAUCAGAUUUUGAUUAGCUAAAUACCAAAGGAGCAUUUAUAAAUAAUUACUAAUCUCUGAAAGUCUAGAAUGAAACUUCUAAGUUAAGCUGUGACAGAAGUUCAUAGAGAAAAUCACUUACUUCUGGCCCUGUUAGUAGCAUUUACUCUCCGUUAAAGAACUAUUUCAAAGAAAGUAACUUAUAAUAAAAAUAAAAUAUGCUCUAAUUAAACGAAGAUUAAGUUCCAAUAACUCCUGUUUCUAUGAUGCAGCAAAACAAAGCAGAGCAAUAAAAUAAUAUUUUAAAGAUGUAAAAUAAUAGAGAAGAAGCAGCUGAUCCUUUAGAAAUGUAUCCAUCUUAAUAUGAUCCAAAUGAAAAUCUACAAAGAGAAAAUAGAUUACUCUCUUUCAAAAAGCAAGAUUUAAAUAAAGCUUCAGAUAAAAAUUUAAGAAUGACCACCACUGAUGAGUAAGAUUAAAAUAACAACUAAUUUUAGAGUAAUAAUAGUAUCUUUUAGGUGCAAUUAUAACGAAAUUCUUCAUCAGGAAAAAAGUUUUCUUUAAAUAAGCUUAAAUAAAUAAUAACAUCAGACACAAAAAAUGCAGAGUGCAGCUAAUAUAUCGAUUAAUACACUAACUCAAAAAAUAAAGAACUAAUUGAAAAGCAUAAAAGUAGAAUAUAAAGGAUUUACAACACUACUAUGACUAAUACAAGUGCAGAUAAUCACUUUUAUGAUAGGAUUCUAUCUUCCUUUGAAAAAAACUCAGCUAUGGCUCGUAAUACGGAUAAUAGGUACAGUCAUUCUGUUUCAAGAAACUAUUCUAGCUGGAAUCCUUUUUACAUCUAGGAAAAUAAUUAAGCUAAUUAAUCCUUUGAUAGAUCCAACAAAAUAGUUUAAAUUCAGCAAAUUUUCCAAAAUUAAGGUUAAAACUUAUCUUUAACACCUGUUAACUUAAGCCUAAAUAACAACAAUGUUAAUAAUAAUAAUUUCAUAAAAGAAUCAUCUAUAAAUGUUAAACCUUUUACAGUUUCCUCAUUUUAAGCUACUCCUAUAAAUAAGCAGUAAGAAAAUAGAGAUAACAACAGUUUCCUAGUUUAAGAAUAUUCUUCAUAGACUAAAACUAUGCUUGGAUUAGUCAAUUAAUAAAAUUCUAAUAUUUUUAUGGAGAAACAGCAAGCUUUAGAGAAUUUACCAGCUAAUAAAAUGAUUAACGAUCCUGAAGAAAAUAAAAAAUUUUAACGCAACAUGGUUUUGUCAGUUUAACCUGCUGCAAAAUAAAUAAAUGAAGAAGUAGAAUCAAAAAGGACAUUCUUAGAGUCAGACCGCUAAGCUCCUCCUGCUUAGCUGCUUUAAACAUGCUAUUCUUAUGAAAGCAAAUUUAAACCAUCUCCUAAAUACUAAUAAAAAUCGAAUUAUUAAUCUUUAAUGUAAAAUACAUAAGAGAAGUAAGGUUUAAAUUAAAAUAUUAGUGAGAAUAAUAUAAAAUAAUUUUAACAAGAUUAACAUUUUGAAUAAAACCUUAAUUUGUAAUAAAUAUAAGAUAAACCAAAAGAGAAUAUAAAUACUUUAUUCAAUAGAAAUAGGUCUGCUUCUUCUGGAUUUGUUUAUUAGAAUGCAAAUUAAUCAAAUGGGACUUAUAACAACUACUAUUCUGAAAAACAAAUAACAGAUAAGCAAACAUCUCCUACUUAAGAUUUGCCAAUUACAAAAUAGCUGCAACAAAAAUAUUAGCAAGCAAUUCACUCAUUCAAUGAAAAGUAAGAGAUAUUUGCAAAUCAAUUAAAACCAAAACUGUAAAAUGGACAAGGAGUAGAACUAAAUAACCAUAUAAAAUAAGGAUAGGAUUCUUUCCAAUCUUUUACUUUUACUCGUAAAAAGAGUGCAACUGAAUUAUCUAAAAGUAAUAUCAACUCAAAAAAUUCUCUAAAUCUGUCUGUUGAAUUAAAAAAGAAAUCUCUCUUUCUUCCUCCUAAGCCACAAUAGCAGUAACAACCAAAUAAUAAUAAUAACACUUCUUAAUCCUCUACUUUAUAGAAUUAAAGUUAUGAGGACAUUAAAAAAGGAUAGAGUGUAUAAAAUGUGGAUGCUAAAAAUUAAAAGAACUAAAUCUUUAAGAAUCCAAGAUCUAUAAAAGACUCUAUAAUAAAUGGCAGAUAAACAUUUUCUCAAUCAUUUGAAGAUGUUAAAAACAGUGAACUCUUUGUUUAAUCUUUAAGUUCACCCUUAGUAAAACUCUCAGAUAUUUGUCAUAAUAAGUCUUACACUACAGCUUACAUAAAUGCUAAAGAGACAAAAUUCAAUGGUUAAAAUGUAAGCGGACAAAGACUUAAAACUUUUGAAGAUAAUUAUGAUUUUAAUUAAUCUUCCAACUAUAAUAGCUUGCAACUUUAUAGUCAUAAAAAGUAAGGUAACUCAUAACAUUCCUUCUUAGAUAAGGAAAUAGGUAAUAAGAUAAUUCAGAUUAAUACUGAUUAGCACAUUCUCGAUGUAAACUAAGAAGAAGAUAAAGAAAAUACUUAAGAAUCUAUUAUAAAAUCUAACAAAUUUCCUCUAUUCUAAGAAUUUUUUAGUAGCAUUUAAAAAGAAUACUAAAAUAACCUAAAAGAAAACCAAGUUCUAUAACAAAGAUAAUAUAAUAGCAAUUUAUCAACACAAGAAGCAAGUUAUUUGUAAAGUCAAUAAUGCCAAUUAAAAAAUAAUUCAUCAACUUCUUCAUAGGGCUAAAAAAUGCAUCAAUAUGAUGAAGUCAAAGAGGCAAACUCAUCUAAAAAUUACUCAUAAAAAAGUGAUUUAAUUUGUUCAUAUUCUUCAUACUAAUCCUAACAGACUAAGUAAGUAGAUUCAUAAUUUAUUAGAAAUGAAGAAAAUCAAGUAAAAUUGGUUUAAUCUUCGUAAGCUAGUAUCAGAUAAAACUUGAAGGCAUAGAAUUUAAAAAGCUAUUAACAGUCUAAGUCUUGCACUGAUAAUGAUUCCUCAUUAUUUAAUAAAUCAAGUUCAACUAUCCCUCAUAAUGAUUAAAGCAACUGUAAAAGUAUUUCAGAUUCUGUUUUAAAUAAAAUUGAUUCUAAUCUACUUAAGGAAAAGCCUUUUAUCAACAGUAAAAGUAAUGAUAAUUCUUGCAAUUAAUCUUAGCUAACAUAGUAAAAGAGAUAAAUCAAAUAAAGAGUAUUUUAAAAAGAAGAAAAUAAAUUUUCUUAAAUAAAAUAAUAAUAAAAAGAUGCUUUAGAGGCUUAAAGUUAAAUCAGAACAGUUACUAAUAAUAGCUUUAGUUAAUCUUAAUAACGAAGUUAAAUGAAAAAUUAAAAGUAAAACAAUGAUUCUUAUAUACAUUCAAAAGACAAUUCUGUUAAUAAUAUAAGAUAAAAUGCAACAGAAAAUAACUCAAAUAACUCAAAUAAGUAAAUUUAUACUAAUAACAAUAAUUCAAAAUUAAAUAUUCAGUAAAGCAGUAAUAAUAAAAUUAAUUAGUCAACAUUACAGCAAAAUAACGUUCUCACAAAUAAUGUUUAAAAUACUCAGCCAUAUGGAACUUAAAGUAACGUACCUACUUAGCAUAGCUUAUAAAAUACUUCUAAUAAUAUAUCUAAAAUAACAGACUGCUCAAAUAGUAAAUUAAUUUAGAUAUUUAUGGCAAAUUCACAAUUAGAUUUACUAACAGGAGGUAAUAAUAGUAAAAAUAAAAGCUAAUUGAAUUCUAAACAAACUAAAUAAAAUGAAAACUUAACAAAAGAUUAAAGCUAUUUAAAUGACUUACUAACAGCUAAUUAAAAAUUGGCUUAGUCUAUUUAAUAGCAAUUUAAAUAAUAGCAAGAGUAAAAUCAUUAAAAUAGUACUAAUUUAUGCUUAAACUGCAAUAAAUUAAUACCAUCUAAAGACUAUAUAAAUCAUUCCUAGGUUUGCAGCAUUGACAAUAAUCAAUAAUAAUUUAAAAAUAUAAACUUAAAAGGUGAUGAUCAUCCUAAUAAAUUGAAUCAAAACGAUAACUUAAAUUACCUACAUUAAAAGUAAAUUGAAUGUAAUAAAAAUUUAGAGUUAGUGAAAUUAUAAGCCCAUUAAAAACUUCACAGUGGAGAAACGUUUUCUGCAUCUAGGCUUUGCUUAUAUGUUAAUUUUUUUAUUGAAUGUCUUAACUUGAUAAUUAUAAACAACUAAAGUUACAAAGAACUUAAAAGCAGUCUAAACGAUCUUACAGCCAUUAUGGAAAAAAUAGCAAUCUCUGGUGAAGAUGAUCAUACAGAACAAUUUUUAGCAUUUGCUCAUAAAGGUUAUGAAAUAGGAUUAUAAAAAUUAGGCAUUAUUAAAAGGCUUAAAUGA
Molecule: messenger RNA, 6414 nt
Organism: Tetrahymena thermophila SB210
Lineage: Eukaryota; Ciliophora; Oligohymenophorea; Hymenostomatida; Tetrahymenidae
Exons: 1
Source: RefSeq, a predicted model, not a curated record